CCGAUUGACCCAGCCCCUGAUCAAUUUCUGCGUGAUUGUGUACAUGGAUGAUAUUUUGGUCUUUUCAAAAACACACGAGUACCACGUGGAACACAUUGAGUGGGUUUUGCAUGCACUAAAAGAUGCAGGGUUCAAAGUGGCCUUGGAGAAAAGCAAGUUCUUCUUGUCGGAGAUCUCAUUCUUGGGGUAUAUCGUCAUGGUCGACGGACUAAAACCGGAUCCGAGGAAGGUGGCAGCAGUUCAAGACGCCCCGGCGCCGGUCACACUCACCCAGGUUCGGGCUUUUCUAGGGCCGGCAUCCUAUUACCGACGCUUCAUCAAGGGAUUUGUCGGCAUAGCGAAGCCCCUCACGAACCUGCUGAAGAAAGAGGAACAGUUGAUCUGGACGCCGGAAUGCGAAGCGGCGUUUCAGGCGUUGAAGGAGGCUCUGACAUCUGCUCCUGUGUUGGCGCGCCCCGACCCGACAAGACCAUUCGCACUGUACAUAGACUGGCAGCCUCAGGCGAUAUCGGCGGUUCUGACUCAGCACGGCAAGGACGGAAGGGAGCACGUCAUUGAGUAUGCGUCCAAGACGCUAAGCCAGGCGCAGGCUAAUUACGAAGCGUGCAAAGGUGAAUGCCUGGCGGUGGUGUGGGGGAUUCAGCAUUUCCGACCGUAUCUGUACCGCCAGAAAUUUGUGCUGGAGCAUGAACUGCUCGAGCACUUCCAGCCGCCCAUCUCGGACGCUCUUCUUUGGAACCGGUUCAACGACGAUCGGCAGCUGCGCUUCGACAUUCAGCAGGUGAACGUGCCGGCACCCAGCGUUGCCGACUUGGCGGUGUACUCGCUCCUCGCGCAGCGGGUGACGUACGCGGGUGUCUAUAUGGACAUAUCGCCCAUGCCUGGCCAAGAAUCCACGCGAGUGUUCAUCGAGUUCCGAGCCAUCCAGGUGGCAACAGACUUUGUGCACAGCGUCGCUACUCUCACUGGGGAUUUGACCGUCUUGCCCGGGCACGAUCGGGAGCCGGCGUAUAGAUUCUUGCGCGAUUACGCCCUUCAGGUGGCGAGAUCGGUGGCGCGAGUGCAGGCUCGGGGCACUCAUCGCUUCACUGCAUACGAAGGACUUCUGCGGCGGACUCUGGAGGGAGCACUUGCAUUGGUGCCGCAGCUUCCCGCGCUCCUUCCUCCCGCCGAGCCCCUUAACAUCCAACUCCCCUAUCCUAUGCGCAACUUUCCCGAGUACCUAGUGGAGCUGACGGACGUGGAGCAGUUGCCGCCCGCCAACGAGGACGCGUGGGAGCUGCAUCGAGCGCUGUAUUCAUCGGUGGUGCUGGGCAUGUUCACAUUCUUCGUGGAGCACGAAGUUCAUAACGUUGGCGAAUUCCUCCACGUGUACUACGUGAUCGCCAAGCCGAAGCCGGAGCGGAAGGAGGGAACAGUGGCGCUUUAUCCUUUUGGGAGGAUCGGAACGAAUCGCCCGGGGCUCUUACAGCUCAUUCACAUCGAGCUGCUGUCCAUUGCGCAGGUAAUCGCCGCGGAAGAAGAAGACUUGCAGCUCAGACUACGGACCGCCUCAGCUCCGUGCAGAUUGUAUAACGCGGCGGUGAUACCUGACUAUCUGGCGCGUGAAGGGGAGUCCGUGGUGGACUUCCGACACGAAGAUAAGCCGUUGCGGCCUCCAUCAUUGUAUCCAAAGUCGGCGGCCUUGAAGGCACCAAGAAAGAGAACCGUCUCGAAGCAGCAACGAGGUCCAUCGCUUGAAGCUCAGGCCAGUCGAGUGGGGCCUGUCGAUAAGGUCGUCCAGCCUGCGCCGGUGCGCGAAGUCGAUCCGGUUCGCGAGAGAAGAGCCACACUCAUCAUCGGGCCCCGACCGGGGGAGGACCGCCCCGCCGAAGGGCCGUGGAGAUCCACAUGCCAUCCGGAGUCGACACCUCAGCGGCCCCGCCUCCCCGAUCUCAACAGCCAUGCAGCCGGGCCAUCAAGCGUCGGGGGGGGAUUGCGACGAGUUCCAUAUCCCGCAUCCAGACACCCCCUCCUUGCAGGACCGUUCCGAUUUCGCCAGCCUGCCCGGGAUACCUCGGUCAUUGACGUGGAUCACAUGGUGGAACUGGCCACCCUCCAGCUUGAGGCCAUCGAGGGGGCGCCACGUCCCCAUCCGGCAUGGAUGUAUAGUGGUGGGCACACUCAUCUACGAGACCGGCGGGCGGCCCAAUAUUAUGUACCAUAUCCUGGUCUUCGCGGCGGUUAAGCGGGAGCGGAGGCCGUACACGGAGACCCAUCUAGUGCUAACGGGUCCGCGAAAUCGGUCGCUGCGACGACGA
This is a messenger RNA of Chara braunii, 2300 nucleotides long. NCBI's taxonomy places the organism in Eukaryota, Viridiplantae, Streptophyta, Charophyceae, Charales, Characeae. The record is from the annotation of a GenBank genome assembly.